CGCGAGCCAGCCGGCAGAACCGAACGGAGGCACUAUUUGCUGAACACAUUUUCUGCAUCCUCUACAAAAUUCUAUAAUUUAUCAUUAGCUGUUCCAUCUAGCUGAAAAUAAGCUUAAAUGGCAACACUGCUUCUGGGCGAAUGACAAAAAGCUGCGAGCAAUAUAAAAACAGGCGUAUUCUGAGCUUUCCGCUCAGUUUCUGGAGUCGCGCAACAAUAUAAAAAAUAGUAAAAAAUAAUAAUAACUAACUUAGAGCGGUAGAAGAACUGCAGCAGCAAUUAAGAGAGCACAAAAACAAGAGCAACAAGAAAAAGCAAAUACCGUACAAAUAUCAUCACUUACACAGUCACGUUUAUGGCGCAUCAGGAGAAGCAGAAGCAGCAGCAGCAGAGACGUCGUCCCGCCUCCCCCGCCGCCCACAGCAAAAACAACAACAAUAAGCAGGAGAGCUAACACAAAAAAAGUUAAACUUACCUAUAUUUUUGCUACCAUUCUUCGUAAAAGUUUAAGUUUUUGUUGUUAAGCCCAGAGCUCCAUUGAUUUAUUGAGCACUGCCGCCCGUCGCCGCCAGAGAGUUUUCAAGACGUUGCCAGCUGUUUCUGGUCUCUUCUGUUCCUUUUUGGAAAGAAAGUGAGAGCUUUGCCGCCCGGUCAACGUCCUGCGGAAAGAGAACGAGAGAUAGAGAGCGAAGGUGAGCGAAAGGACACCGGUCUCUGCCGCUCAAUGCAAAUGUAUUAUUAUAUCUGGUAAAUCAGAAGAAGUAGCAAACAAAGUUGUUAAAGAUAAGCCCAAAAGACCUACCGGCCGACCGGCAAACCUAAUCAGCGCAGCUGCGUAAUCCCCCGCGAACCAGAAAAAAAACAGACCGAAACACACACAACAUGCGCCUGUUCCCAGUCCGCUUCUCGGCCUCCUCGGCCUCCUCCUCGAUGGCGAGCUUGGCGAAAAUGCUGGACUUCUACUCGGGCUUCAACCCAUCGCCGCUCUCCAUAAAGCAGUUUAUGGAUUUUGGUCAAAAUGCCUGUGAAAAGAAAUCAUAUAUAUUUCUGCGCAAGGAGCUUCCUGUGCGACUUGCUAAUAUAAUGAAGGAGAUUGCCCUGCUGCCGGAUAAUCUGCUGCACACCAGAUCCGUAAGCGAAGUGAGCUCCUGGUACGUGAAGAGCUUCGAGGAUGUGUUGGAGUACGAGAAAGCUGAACCCACGCACGACAAUCUACAAAAGUUUGUGGCCGAUUUGGAUCUCAUUAGGAAUCGGCACAACGACGUAGUGCAGACAAUGGCCCAGGGAGUCAUCGAGAUGAAGGAGAACGAGGGCGGCCAGGUGGACGCGCCCACCGAGAGCUCCAUCCAGUACUUUCUCGAUCGCCUUUACAUGUCACGAAUUAGCAUCCGGAUGCUGAUAAACCAGCACACCCUGCUUUUUGGUGGAAAUCCUCAUUCGGGUGGCCGCCACAUCGGUUGUCUGGACCCCGCCUGUGAUCUCUCGGAUGUGGUGCGAGACGCAUACGAGAAUGCCCGCUUCCUGUGCGACCAGUACUACCUGACCAGUCCGGCGCUGGAGAUUCAGCAGCACACCUGCGAUCCCUCGGACAGCCUGCCCAUCCGGACAGUUUAUGUGCCCUCGCACCUUUACUAUAUGCUCUUCGAGGUCUUUAAGAACUCGAUGCGAGCGGUGGUAGAGCACCACAGCCAUGACACCAAUGACACAUUGCCGCCACUGAAAGUGGCCAUUUCCAAAGGCAAGGAGGACAUUUGCGUGAAGAUCUCCGACCAGGGUGGCGGCAUUCCACGCUCCCAGACAGAUCAGCUCUUCAAGUACAUGUACAGCACGGCGCCGCAGCCCUCGAAGUCCGAUCUUCAUACGGUACCACUAGCGGGCUAUGGCUAUGGCCUGCCGAUCUCCCGGCUCUAUGCCCGCUAUUUCCACGGCGACAUAGUGCUGCUCUCCUGCGAAGGUUUUGGCACCGAUGCCAUUAUCUAUCUGAAGGCUCUGUCCGAUGAGGCCAACGAAUUGCUGCCCAUCUUCAACAAGACCAGCUCAAAGUUCUAUCGCGCCACCGUGCCCACCGGUGACUGGUCCAAUCAGAGCUCGGAUAUGAAUGCACGCCAGCUGUCGGCCAGCACACCGAAACGCUAUAGCGACUUUGUCCAGGACGCUUGAAGAAGGACGGAACGAGGCCUUCGGAAAACAGCAACUCAGGUUUAGACAACCGCAACAGGACGAACGAUUCAGGAACCAAUUGUUGGAUAUCUAUAUCACUAGCUCUAGGCAAACAUUCCCAAAGUGCAGCAACAACUCAAAUUUGUAUUCAUGGCAG
This is a messenger RNA of Drosophila kikkawai, 2316 nucleotides long. It is a transcript of the gene Pdk, whose product is annotated as pyruvate dehydrogenase kinase. Lineage: Eukaryota; Metazoa; Arthropoda; Insecta; Diptera; Drosophilidae. Gene Ontology annotation, molecular function: pyruvate dehydrogenase (acetyl-transferring) kinase activity. Gene Ontology annotation, biological process: regulation of glucose metabolic process; protein phosphorylation. Gene Ontology annotation, cellular component: mitochondrion. The record is from RefSeq and is a predicted model, not a curated record.